AUGGAGCUGCUGCCGCCGCCGCCGCCCCUGCUGCUGCUGCUGCUGUGGGCCCCGCUGCUGGGGGUCUGGUGCGGGCUGCGCGCGGCCUCCGCCGAGCGGCACACGGUCUUCUGGAACAGCACCAACGCCAAGUUUCAGAAGGAUAAUUAUGCCAUUGAAGUGCGUUUGAAUGACUACCUGGACAUUAUCUGCCCUCACUAUGAGGAGGAAGGUGUCCCUCCGCACACCAUGGAACGCUACACCUUGUACCUGGUGGAGCAAGAGGAAUACGAGACGUGUAAACCUCAUUCCAAGGAGCAAAUCCGCUGGGAAUGCAACCGGCCGGACGCCCUGCAUGGCCCUGAGCGCUUCUCGGAGAAAUUCCAGCGCUUCACGCCCUUCACACUUGGGAAGGAGUUUCGGGAAGGUCAUGAAUACUAUUAUAUCUCAAAACCGAUCCAUCAUCAUGGAGACAGCUGCCUCAGACUGAAGGUGCUGGUGGCGGGGAAAAAUGUUCAGAUGCCUCCUGGCCACGGUCCCACACAGAAGGGGCGUCUCCAGUCAGAUGACCCCGAUGCCCCGAUGCUGCGCAGCGUGGGGCAGAAUUCGGCCCCCCGGCCGUGCAGCCCCUUCACCUUCGUCAGCCUCUUGCUCCCGCUGCUUAUGGCCCACGGACCCUGACAGAGCCCUGCCCUGUGACUGGCCUACCCAGGACUGAGCUGCGAGCGAGUGGGAACGGGCCUCCUGCCAGCCCCGGCGAGUGCUGCGAGCCAUGCACCUAGUCCUCUCCGAGAAGCUGCGGACUGGCCAGCAUCAGCGGGACGGACGCCCGUGGCCUGUAUGGUCGGUGGAGGUGCUGAGUGGAGCGACGUGGCAGAGAGCCCCUGGACGACCGUGGACUUGAUGGGGCUUCCGUUUGACUCGCUGGUGAAGAGGAGGCGGCGCUGGCUGGGCCCAGCGGGGCGGGAGAGGCGUGGACUGGUGCCACGGCGGCAGAGCCUGCGGCCCCUUGGGUGGCACAGGACUAUGGCGUCACUCCCGUUCUGCCGGCCCCCUUGGACUGUGUACAGUGUGAAUAAUUUAUCGGACAAUAAACAGGCGGGACCUGGAUUUGAGGGAAGCUGCUCUGCUUGUGCGCCCCUUUCCGAAUCCCCCGAUUCUCUCUCCCGCUCCCUUUGGCUAAAGCGCAGGGCAUCUCCGCUUUAGAUGCAAACAAGGAGCCAGACGGCUCCGAACCUGUCAGACCAACCCACAUGUCCUUCUCACCCAGUAUCCUGCUUCUGACGGAGGUCAGCCAGAAGCGUUCGGGAAGCUUGCCAGCCAGACAGGCAGGCAGGCGAUGUCUCAUUUUCCCCUCCACUUAGACCCGUAGGUGUUUUGGAUGACUGUUCACACAACCCCUUACAAUGGGCCAUGCUAACUGGGAUUGAUAGGAGUUGUAGUCCCUACCAUAUGGAGGCUGCCAGGCAGCGACAUCUCCAUUCUCCUAAAAUGUUCAAGCCCAGAAUCUUCCUGAGUUCCUGAAACUGGGCCUUCUCCUCUCCAGGCUGGGGUUUUCUAUUUCUUAACCUGUUCCUAAUUUUUUUCCAAUGGGACAUCUAUGGAGAACAGAAGGGGAUGCCCUUGCUAUUGCGUCACAGAAACAGAGGAUGGAUUGAUGACAAAAGGACCAAAAGAAAAAAAAAUAUUAAGAGGAGAGAGGAGAUCAUUCUUAAAGCUUUAUAUUGCUGGAUGUUUUUUAUACAGAAUAAAUAAUCCAAAAUGAA
Messenger RNA from Varanus komodoensis (Komodo dragon), 1745 nucleotides. RefSeq names its product ephrin A1 (gene EFNA1). The record is from RefSeq and is a predicted model, not a curated record. Gene Ontology annotation, molecular function: ephrin receptor binding. Lineage: Eukaryota; Metazoa; Chordata; Lepidosauria; Squamata; Varanidae. The transcript has 5 exons. Gene Ontology annotation, biological process: ephrin receptor signaling pathway; axon guidance. Bases 1 to 660 code for a protein of 219 amino acids. Gene Ontology annotation, cellular component: plasma membrane.